Cariama cristata (Red-legged seriema) is the source of this 1297-nucleotide messenger RNA. It is a transcript of the gene NUCKS1, whose product is annotated as nuclear casein kinase and cyclin-dependent kinase substrate 1. The record is from RefSeq and is a predicted model, not a curated record. The transcript has 7 exons. Gene Ontology annotation, biological process: double-strand break repair via homologous recombination; interstrand cross-link repair. Gene Ontology annotation, cellular component: cytoplasm. Lineage: Eukaryota; Metazoa; Chordata; Aves; Cariamiformes; Cariamidae. The annotation marks the transcript as partial. Gene Ontology annotation, molecular function: single-stranded DNA binding; double-stranded DNA binding.
GAACAGGAAGGUGGUCGAUUACUCCCAGUUUCAGGAAUCAGAUGAUGCUGAUGAAGAUUAUGGAAGAGAUUCAGGUCCCCCAUCCAAGAAAAUCCGUUCGUCUCCGCGGGAGGCUAAAAAUAAGAGGCGAUCUGGGAAGAAUUCUCAGGAGGACAGUGAGGAUUCAGAAGAAAAAGAUGUGAAGACUAAGAAAGAUGAUUCACACUCGGCAGAUGAAGAUUUUGGCAGUGAAGAUGAUGACUUAGGAGCAGAUGAUGGCAAAGCUGACAGUGACUAUGAGAGCUCUCAAAAAAGCAAAAAAGGCAAAAAGGCUAAACCAGAAAAGAAUAAGAGAGCAGCCUCCAAAUCCAGGAAAAGGCCUGCAGAGGACAGUGAGGACGAGAAAGAAGACCACAAAAAUGUGCGUCAGCAACGACAGGCAGCAUCCAAAGCAGCUUCUAAACAACGAGAGAUGCUUAUGGAUGAUGUGGGUAGUGAGGAGGAAGAGCAAGAGGAUGAUGAGGCACAGUUCCAGGAGAAUUCAGGAAGCGAUGAAGACUUCCUAAUGGAAGAUGAUGAUGAUAGUGACUAUGGCAGUUCGAAAAAGAAAAAUAAAAAGGUCUCCAAGAAAUCCAAGCCAGAGAGGAAAGAAAAGAAAAUGCCAAAGCCCAGGCUAAAGGCUACAGUGACCCCCAGUCCAGUGAAAGGCAAAGGGAAGGCAGGCCGCCCCACAGCUUCCAAGGCAACAAAAGAAAAGACCCCAUCCCCCAAAGAAGAGGAUGAAGAGCCUGAAAGCCCCCCAGAAAAGAAAAAAUCAGCCAGCCCUCCACCAGAGAAGUCAGGGGAUGAGGGAUCUGAAGAUGAAGCACCCUCUGGUGAAGAUUAAAUGGCAGUUGAGGAAAUCUUUGUUUAAAAAAAAAAAAAGAAAAAAAAGAAAAAGGAAAAGGAAACAUACUUAGGGGUAGAACACGGUUUUGGCUGUGGCUUGACUCAUGGGCUUUGAAUGCUGUCUUUACUUUCAGCUGUUUAAUACAGUGUAUCCUUUUUUAAUAAGAGGAAACCCUUAUACAGUAAUAUUUUGAAGUCAAUGUUCUCUGUUGGCCAUUCCGUUCUCCCUCCCCCACCAAAUCUGAAAGCCAUUUGAGACAAAUUAACAGACCAUUUAAAUAUAUAUUUUUUUCAAGGGAUACUGCAGUUGUGAAGCAAUAAGGUUUGAGACUGAUACGUGGAAACCAUAUUUACAAAUCGUUAAGUAGAAUAGAUUUCCCAGUGCUGGUAAGAGUUCUUUAAAACUAUUAUUCUGUAUUUGAAUAUGUGG